Entamoeba nuttalli P19 is the source of this 495-nucleotide messenger RNA. RefSeq names its product Mov34/MPN/PAD-1 family protein. The coding region runs from base 1 to 495 and encodes 164 amino acids. The transcript has 2 exons. The record is from RefSeq and is a predicted model, not a curated record. Lineage: Eukaryota; Evosea; Mastigamoebida; Endamoebidae. Gene Ontology annotation, molecular function: protein binding; metallopeptidase activity.
AUGAGUUCAUUUAAUACUUGUAGAAUUCUUCCAAGCGUAGCAACUAAAUUAAUUGAUAUCUGCAAUCGUUUGAAAGGAGAAAGUGUUGUUGGGUUAUUGAGUGGACAUCGUUCAUUUGGAGAAAUUUUUGAUGUUAUGGAUAUUAUUCCAAUUUCUACAAACCCUAAUUGUCAAAUCGACCCAGAAGAAAUUAUGAAAACCAUCUCUUCUCAUAUUAAAGUAUUUGAUGAAGAAAUGAUUAUCGGCUAUUUCCAAGUAAGUUCAAAUCUUCCCACUCCACAAAUUACUAACUUACAUAAGUUCUUCAAUGAAGCACAAAAAGUUCCAUUGUUCAUUGCUGCAGGAUGUGAUUCUACUUUUAAAAUUGUAGCAUAUACUAGUACACUCCCAAGCGAAGAUAAACCUGUUGAAUUUUCAACUACUGGUAUUACAUAUCCUAUUGAUGCUCUUGACCGUAUUGUUCUUGCUACUCCAGUUGAAAUUAUUAAGAAUUGA